GGCUGCCCGCGGUGCGGAGCGGAGCGGCGGGGCAGGGGCAGCGGCAGCGCAGCUCGGCGCCUGGGAUGUUGGCGCGCGUAGGAGCGGGAGUGUCGCCGCCAGCUGCGCUGGGUGCGGGGCGCGCUCGGAGCGAGUCACGCAGGAUCAGACGGAGGCUUUUUGAUUCAUUGGAGGCGCGAGUGCCCCCCCGCCUGGGGAUUCACAACCAAAUUAAUUUUCCCUGAGAAAUAGCUGGAGUGCAGUGGAAGCCACUGGACGGUGUGUGAGGGUGUUCCUGGCGUGCAGCGUGGCGGGAGCGCGCAGGCACGGAGCCGUGGCUCAGCACGGGCGCAGCGGGCAGCAGAGGAGAGAGCGCUGAGCCGUGCCGCGGGAAAGAGAUGGCUUUCCUCUCUCAGGGCUCUGAGAAGAGCUAACGCCAACGCUGAGGAUGGAGCGGAGGGACCGAGCUUGCGGUCCAUCAACUUUUCCAAACCGGUGUUAAUGUGUGUGUGCGGGCAUGUACGCGGCGGGCGCACGGUGAGCUGCCAGGGUUAGGAGGAUGAGCCGUGGUGUGGACCGUGAUUUCCUCAUUCACGUUUAUUGCAGUAAAACAUGCUGAGGAAAUGCUGUGUUAUUGUGAAGCAAGAACCAUGGGACAGCUAAAUUCGAGGAGGAGCCUGCUUUAUUUUCUCCUUUUCUUUGCUGGCUGUCAUGAUCUACGAGGUAGAAACAUGAUAAGCCAAGCCCGCCUUCAGGGACACAGAAAUGUGGUGAAGAUGCCUCCAGGUGUCAGAGGUGGGGCUGUGUCCUCAGAAGCGCUUUUUCUUGCCUGUGGGCUCUGUUCAGUCAUUGAAGGCAGGGGCUCCAUAACCUGUAGUUGUUAGGUGGCUGUAAGGAAGGUGGGAACUUCACCAUGGGGUACGACAAAAACUGGACCUCGAGGAACGAAAGCGAGCAUGCCCCGUACCAGGCUGUCACCAGAGCUCUGGAGAUGAGGAACACCUCGGCUGCGCACAUGGCGUGGUCGAGUGGGAACGGCAGCCAGGCUGGUGUCACCCAGAGCGAGGAGCACAGCCAAGAGCAGACCUACCGGCACUUCACCACCACAGUGCAAAUCGUCAUCUUCGUGGGGUCUUUGCUGGCCUCAGGAAUGAUGGACCCUGCAGCUGUAAGCCCAGGUCAGGCUGUUCCCUUGAUAAAACCUGUCUGGAAUAGCUGUCAUGCAUUUGCUUCUUGUGUAUCUUCAGGUAACAUAAUGGUGCUGUGGUCAACUUGCAGAACAUCGGUACUUAAAUCUGUGACAAACCGGUUCAUCAAGAAUUUGGCCUGCUCGGGGAUCUGUGCCAGCCUGGUCUGUGUGCCUUUUGACAUUGCUCUUAGUGCCAGUCCACACUGCUGCUGGUGGAUCUAUACCAUGCUCUUCUGCAGAAUUGCCAAGUUUCUACACAAAGUCUUCUGCUCAGUGACCAUCCUUAGUUUUCCAGCCAUUGCUCUUGACAGGUACUACUCUGUUUUAUACCCUCUGGAAAGAAAAAUAUCUGAUGCAAAAUCCCGAGACCUGGUUAUCUAUAUCUGGGCCCAUGCAAUAGUGGCCAGUGUUCCAGUGUUCGCUGUGACCAAUGUGUCUGAUAUUUACGCCAUGUCCACCUGUUCUGAAACUUGGAGUUACUCCCUUGGCCACCUGAUAUACGUCAUCAUCUACAACAUCACCACUGUGAUUGUACCAGUGGCUGUGGUAUUUCUCUUCAUGAUUCUUAUUCGCAGGGCACUGAGUGCCAGCCAGAAGAAAAAAGUCAUUAUAGCUGCCUUAAGGACCCCUCAGAAUACAAUUUCUAUCCCUUAUGCCUCCCAGCGAGAAGCUGAGCUUCAUGCCAUGCUGCUUUCCAUGGUUAUGAUAUUUAUUUUCUGCAGUGUCCCCUAUGUGACUUUGGUGAUUUAUCGCACCAUACUCAAUAUUUCAGAUAUUUCAGUCUUCUUGCUCCUCACUGCGAUUUGGUUGCCCAAGGUCUCUUUGCUGGCCAAUCCUUUGUUAUUUUUAACUGUUAAUAAAUCUGUACGGAAGUGCUUAGUGGGGACGAUAGUACAGUUGCACCAAAGGUAUAGUAGGAGAAAUAUGGUCAGCUCGGGUGGUGUUGCAGAUGUUAAUCUGGAGCCCCAUGUCCGUUCGGGGAGCCAGCUUUUGGAGAUGUUUCAUAUCGGGCAACAACAAAUCUUUAAGCCAACGGAAGAUGAGGAGAAUGAGACCAAAUCCAUUGGCUCUGGUGACUUUCAGCAGAAAGAAAUUCCUACCACCAGCGUAGAGGUGGAAGAGACUUUGCUUCACAAGUUUAUACCGCAGACAACUGCAGACUCUGCAGCUCAGGUGGCGCCAGCUGUGCCCACAGAAGCUGAGAUGGUAAAUGACAAGUAUGCCAUGCAGUUUGGUUUUGGACCCUUUGAGCUGCCUCCACAGUGGCUCUCAGAAAACCGAAACAGUAAGAAGCGACUCCUGCCUCCUUUGGGGAAUACCCCUGAAGAGCUAAUCCAAACAAAACAGCCUAAGUGUAAAGCAGAAAGAAAAAUCAGCAGAAACAAUAAAGUCAGUAUCUUUCCCAAGGUGGAUUCUUAGCAAGAGCAGGAGCUUUAAGUGACAGAGGAAGGUCACCUUUUAUAAUAUGUGUGAUCCCAUGGAUCUUUGGUAUACUGAAAUUUGUUACAGGCUGAUUUCUUUGGUGCCAAAUGUAAUUUAAACAAACAAACAAAAGGGAAACAUAUAUACAAGUGUUCCUUACUAAUUUGUUUUCAUCAAAAUAAUGUAUCAAAAGAUGGCAAUUCUUGGCUUUAUCUGUGAAAUCCCUACAAUGAUAUGCGCCUGAUGAACUUCCAAAAAGUACACAUGGCUUUGGGAACACUUUGGGGGGCUGAAGGAUGGAAAUACAGUGGCCAGGUGGCUGGGAAAUCUCCCGUUGUCUUAAAAUGGAAUGGGAAUCAAAGUAACUUAAUAAGAAAGGCUGUGGGGAGCAGAAGACAUGCAAAACGGCUAAGUCCUCCCCUCCUGUAAAUGGACACAGCUAAGUAUUGCACAUUUCAUCAAUGAAGAUGGACUGUUAAGUACAUCUGUUGUCUGUUAUGUCCAUUUCUUAAAUCAGUGUUAAAAAUAAAAACUUGCUGGACUUUUUUCACAAAUUAGUUACUAAGUAUCUGCCAAACAUGUACACUUUUUUAAAACCCAAACCACUAUUUUUUGGCUUAAAACUUCAGCAAAGCCAAGAAUACCCAAAUCGUUACAUGUGUCAAACCUGAGAAAGACCCUUUUUUUUAAAAAAAAACCCAUAUAUUCUUGUAGUUUUAAGUAAAAACUGGAUUGGAGACCAUGCAGGACAAAUCCUGACUCCAGUAAACAAGUACGUAUGUGCCAAGGGCAUAAAUAAAACACUUUGAUCCUGUGAUAAAGGGCAUAUACAAAUGUCUGAACAGUGUAAUGUAUGUGUCGUGUAAGGAACGAAGGGGUCAACCGUAAAAUAGACUCAUCUGCUAGCAGAUGAGUCUAGAUGGAGCUAGCAAAUGAAAGAAGUGGGUCAGAAACGCUGGUAGCCUCAUACUGAAGUGCCGAAUUAGGAAGCUGAUAAGGGACCCCAAAAGGCAAGGUUUGUUCAUGCUGUUGCUCUGAUGUUGUCAGAUGAAGGGAGGUUUUCCUUCUGCCUUCGCAGAUAUAGAUACCAACCAUCCUGCUCCACUCAUCUCCCAGAGCAGACCACCCUGCGUAGGAAUAUGAGACUUACAGAUCUGGUGCCUAAUUCCUGAGUGAAUGGGAGUCAUGUCAUCCCUAUAUCAGCUCACCAGCCUUUCUAGGAGAGUUCAGGCAUUGCCUGCAGCUUGUCCCCCUGCAUCACCACAGGCAUAUUGUCUUGUUUAUACUGAGUGUGAACUUCAAACUAUAUCAGUCUGUUAGAUGUCCUGAAGCUAUUGUAACUGUUGUCUCUGUGGGUAGCUUCUUAAAAGCACAAUGUGGUAACAUCUGUGUACUCCUUGUGGUUCUCCUGUACUUUAGCUCUUUGGUGCAUGCUGAACCUUUAUCUGUAGUUACUGCCUGUUUAUGAAAGUAGUUUUCUUUAAAGUAUACCUUUAAAAGGACAACGUAAAGAAUCUUGCCAAGUUCACAGUAAUUUACUAAAUCCAACCAGUUAAUGUUAAAAGUGAGAAAAAAAUUCUGCUGAAGCAGAAUUUGUAGAUGUACCUGUUCUACUUUUGACAUGUUUGAAGAAAGCAGUUUCCAAUGGCUCUGAGGUGGUGGAUUUCUACAAGGCAUUAAAAUCAAAUGUUUUAAUAAAAAUGUAUUUAAAAAAAGGUUUAUCAAUUACUGUGUAAAUGAUGUUUUUUCUCCAUUUGAUCUUUGGUUUCAGUGCUCUUCACUUCUUAUUAGAUGCAGAGAUGAGAAGGCAGACUUAGCUUGCCUGAAAUCAGACAGGAGAAAUACUCCAGGAAAAGUUGUUUCUUAUGUGGCAGAGGUAGAGAAGUACCACAGCAGACUUUUUUAAAAGUGUUGAUAAAAAGUAAUUUAACGGAGUGGUUUUUUUUCCAAAGUUAGUGAAAGAACAGAUGUCAUUCAAAAAAUCCUGAAAACCUCAAAAGCAAAGUAGGAGUUACAGUUUCCUUAUGAAUUUUGGUUAAAUUAAAUAUUUAUGGUCCACUUACCCAUAGACACCAA
This is a messenger RNA of Columba livia (rock pigeon), 4666 nucleotides long. It is a transcript of the gene GPR176, whose product is annotated as G protein-coupled receptor 176. Lineage: Eukaryota; Metazoa; Chordata; Aves; Columbiformes; Columbidae. Bases 893 to 2587 code for a protein of 564 amino acids. Gene Ontology annotation, biological process: G protein-coupled receptor signaling pathway. Gene Ontology annotation, molecular function: G protein-coupled receptor activity. The record is from RefSeq and is a predicted model, not a curated record. The transcript has 4 exons. Gene Ontology annotation, cellular component: plasma membrane.